This is a messenger RNA of Oncorhynchus nerka (sockeye salmon), 1590 nucleotides long. Its product is annotated as glycerol kinase-like. Bases 81 to 707 code for a protein of 208 amino acids. Lineage: Eukaryota; Metazoa; Chordata; Actinopteri; Salmoniformes; Salmonidae. Gene Ontology annotation, biological process: glycerol metabolic process; phosphorylation; triglyceride metabolic process. The transcript has 5 exons. Gene Ontology annotation, molecular function: glycerol kinase activity. Gene Ontology annotation, cellular component: mitochondrion. The record is from RefSeq and is a predicted model, not a curated record.
CCCGGUUCACUAACAGAUCUCACCUGGCCUUCGCUGCGCUGGAGGCUGUCUGUUUUCAGACUAGAGAGAUCCUGGAGGCUAUGAAUCAGGAUUACGGGGUUCCUUUGACCCAGCUCCAGGUGGACGGAGGCAUGACCUCCAACAGACUACUGAUGCAGCUUCAAGCUGAUGUACUCUGCAUCCCCGUGGUGAAGCCGUCCAUGUCGGAGACUACGGCGCUGGGCGCCGCCAUGGCAGCAGGGGCAGCGGAGGGGGUGGGUGUCUGGAGUCUGACCCCUGGUAACCUCACAACCAUCCCCACUGACAAAUACCAACCCCUGAUCAAUCCUGAGGAGAGUGAGUUCCGGUACGCACGAUGGAAGAAGGCCGUCCAGAAGGCCAUGAAUUGGGAGACCACGGAGCCCAUCAUCAGCAAUGGGAACGGCCCGGUCGGCAAUGGGAACGGCCCGGUGGGCAAUGGGAACGGCCCGGUGGGCAAUGGGAACGGCCCGGUGGGCAAUGGGAACGGCCCGGUGAGCAAUGGGAACGGCCCGGUGAGCAAUGGGAACGGCCCGGUCGGCAAUGGGAACGGCCCGGUCGGCAAUGGGAACGGCCCGGUCGGCAAUGGGAACGGCCCGGUCGGCAAUGGGAACGGCCCGGUGGGCAAUGGGAACGGCCCGGUGGGCAAUGGGAACGGCCCGGUGGGCAAUGGGAAUGGACACCACUAGUAGGAUCUGAGCCAACACUAGGAACCGUUGAGGAUACAUAUGGAGUUGAAGAGAGGGGGAACAUACAGAAUGUAACACCCGUCCCUCCAUAGUUCCACAUGGCACCUACAUCUGAUGGCUGUUUGGGCAUGCUGUGGACUUUCCUUUCCUCCUGAGAGCAUUCCUAGUGCACAUCCUGUUGCCUCCUGUACAUGUACUCAGCCCCGUUCUCUUAGUCCCAUGGACAAGGUGUGAACCUUUAUCUUGGAAGAAAUGCCCAAAGAUGGAAUCAAUUGAUGGAACUCUACUGUGUGUCUGAACUGUGAUGGAAGAGACUGAUUCUCCUGUGGAAGGAAAAAAAACAUCCAAUCGUGUCUUGUUUUCUAUGAAUUGAUUAAGCAGAUGAUAUUUGAAUGUUUAUCUUGUUUGUUUGUCAUAUGUUGUGCAUCUUGUCAUUUUAACAAAUGGUGACACUGUACAUUUAAAAAAAACAAAAGACAAAUUAAUGACACUGGUUAGUAAUAGCGCCACCAUUGAACCAGUGUUGUGAGAAUGUUGUAGGCUACAUAUCUAUAAUGUGGAAUGGAAGGCCUGCUGAGAGAUGGUUUGAUACUCUGAUGAUCGUAGAUGUACCUAGUUAUAUGUGGGUCCACUUGAAGGAACCUCUGUAUGAAAAUUAUCGCAGGGUCCCUUACAGCACUUUAUAAUGAUUGAUUUACGUGUGGAGUGCAUGAUCUGAGUACAGCACUUUAUAAUGAUUGAUUUACGUGUGGAGUGCAUGAUCUGAGAACAGCACUUUAUGAUUGAUUUACGUGUGGAGUGCAUGAUCUGAGUACAGCACUUUAUAAUGAUUGAUUUACGUGUGGAGUGCAUGAUCUGAGUACAGCACUUUAUAAUGAUUGAU